Molecule: messenger RNA, 871 nt
Organism: Porites lobata
Lineage: Eukaryota; Metazoa; Cnidaria; Anthozoa; Scleractinia; Poritidae
Source: the annotation of a GenBank genome assembly
UCUGUGCCCUUUACACUUGACAGAGCGAUCAGCAGAAUUCAAAAGGUGUACGACUUUGACUGCCGGUGCUUAAAUCAAGUGAAACCUUUUAUUGGGACAACGGCCCAGACACAAGGUCCCCAAGACACUGUUUCUACAGUUGUCUUAAUGGAUGAAAAGAGAAUCCUGCAAGCCUUAAAGGAAAUUAAGGAUCUCCUAAGUCAACAUGUCCCACAGCUUCUUCAGGAGUUCGAAGUGAAGAGUCUUUUGACGCUAAAUUGAGAGAGCUCCUUCUCGGAGAUGAGAUCUGGAUCAUACGAUAUGCCAUUGCAGCUCCAGUUUAACUUUCGAUUUAGCAGCGCCCUAAAGGAGCACUUAAAGCGAAUGGGUAGAACAAAAUUCUGCUACUACACAAAUGCCAAAUCUCAUUACCCAAGAGUGAAAUCUGAUACCUAAGAUGUCCCCACCCUCAUCUGCACAGUUAACCAAGUCCCAAGUGCGGCAAGUGGAAAACUGGCGAAUAAAGCAUGGUCAAAGUGCCACACACAAAAAAAGGUGAGGAACAUGAAUACAAAAGACAACCCACUCAGGUACUCUGCGAUGAAUCUCUGUUUAACACAGCAGCCUACAAGUCACGCAGCCAUUUGAUUUCGGUAAUAUUGGAGAGGUCCAAGGAGAAACUACAGAAACAGCAGUUACCGCUAGAGGGGAGAGGGGACGAAAGGAGAGGUCAAGUGCUCUUGUCCAGUCGUCUGGUGACAUUGUCUAUCCUGCCUCGGAUGCUUCAUCUUGCGAAAUUAAAUUGUAUGUAUUGCAGCAAGAUGUAAUUAAACCGCUGCUACCAAAAAAGCAAGGGGAAUGUGCUUUGAUGCCGAUGUGUCCCAUCCGUUAA